Adelges cooleyi (spruce gall adelgid) is the source of this 1520-nucleotide messenger RNA. It is a transcript of the gene Zfrp8, whose product is annotated as programmed cell death protein 2. NCBI's taxonomy places the organism in Eukaryota, Metazoa, Arthropoda, Insecta, Hemiptera, Adelgidae. The coding region runs from base 172 to 1176 and encodes 334 amino acids. The record is from RefSeq and is a predicted model, not a curated record. The transcript has 6 exons. Gene Ontology annotation, cellular component: nucleus; cytoplasm.
CACGUUGAAUUUGUCAAACACGUGAUAAUGUGUUGUGUGCAUUUUUAUUUUUGAAUUUUCCUAUUCGAGAUGUUAGUCGUUACAGUAAUGUAAAACCCAACCCGACAACUACAUAGGAUUUGUUUUUUUUAUUGAAAAUUGUGUUUAAAAAACGCAAGAAAAAUCAUAAUCAUGUCGGUCAUGUUGGGUACCAUCGAUAAGAAUAGCACCACCGAUCAGUUCAAACUCACAAGCCGUUUCUUUCCGUCCAAAGUGGGUGGAAUGCCGGCUUGGUUGGAUUUUAAACACAUUCCAGAUGCGACAGAAAUGACUUGUUCAAAGUGCAACGUUCCAUUGGUGUUUUUGUGUCAACUGUACGCUCCGAUCGACGAACCGGAAUUCCGGGGAUCGUGUUUUCAUCGUACCUUGUUUGUGUUCUUCUGCUACGAUUGCAGAAACGACCGGACGUUCUUAGUCUUGAGAUCACAGCUUCGUGUCCAAAAUGAAUACUACUCGGAUGUUCCGGCCGAGCCCAGCGAUCCUGACAAAACUCCCGACAUGUGGGGAGUCAAAUUAUGUAAGGUUUGUGGAUGUAAGGCUUUAGAAGAUUAUGAAAAUAUUUAUUGUAGUUUGUACCAUAAAAAUGUCGACGAUAGAAGUUCAAGUGACAAUAACUUAGUUGUCUUACCGGAGUAUAUUAUUAACGAAGAGGCCGACGACGAUGAAUAUCCUGAUGGAUCUUCGGCUAGCGAGGACGAGGAAAGUAACGAUGAUGAAAAUAGUGAAGUUGUUAUUCCCAAAGGUAGUCUUCAAGAUGUAGAUAAUUUAGAUGAAGCUUUAUUAGAAAUGGCCUAUGGAGGUGACCAAGACGAUGAAUAUUUUGAAAAAUUUAAAACGACAAUAGCAUCUGUGCCCGAACAAAUUAUUAGGUAUGACCGUUUGGGAAAACCUUUAUGGGUAUGUGCAAAAAGUAUUCCUGCAACUAAUGACAUUCCUCCUUGUUCGUAUUGUGGAAAGCAAAGACAAUUUGAAUUUCAAAUUAUGCCGCAAGUUUUAUAUUAUUUAAAAUUGCCAGAGAUAACCAACGAAGAAUCAUUUAAUUUUGGCGUAUUGGCUGUGUACACGUGUCCUGAUAGUUGCAGCGUCGGAAGUAAACAGUACAAGGAAGAGUUUUUAUGGCAACAAAGUUCUUUGUGAUCAAGUCAUUAAUAUCUUUUCAACUCUUAAUGUCUGGGUUUAUCAUUCUGCCCAGAUCUUGAUUAUUAUUUGCUAUAAUAAAUAUAUGUUAUAUAUAUAUAUAUAUACUUAAAAGAAAAUAUAAACUAUGAUCUUAAUUUUGAAUAUGACUAUAAUGUUUUAACGUUAAAAAAUAUCAUAAAAUGAACAUUUCACACUAUUUGUCUUCUGCAUUCUACUUCCUAGACAUUGAGAGAAUAUUAACCAUUUUGUUAUAAAUAUCGAUGUAGAAGAAUUUUCUAGAUAAAACUACAACAUUGUGUAAAUUUAUAUGUAUGGUAAUAAGAAUUGUUAAUUUUCCAGUC